GCAGGUGGAGCCCGACGGCAGCCACCCCCGGGACCAGACUUGGCGCGGGUGUCUCCAAGAUGCUCGAGGGCCUGGGGUUGCCCGCCUCGCCACCGGCAGCUGCGAGCACCUCGGUCGCGGGGUCGUCGGGGCCCGCGGCCUGCUCGCCUCCCUCCCCCUCGGCCCCGAGGUCCCCGGAGUCCCCGGUCCCCCGGCGGGGCGGUGUGCGCGCCAGCGUCCCACAGAAGCUGGCCGAGACGCUGAGUAGCCAGUAUGGGUUGAUCGUGUUCGUGGCGGGGCUGCUGCUGCUGCUGGCCUGGGCGGUGCACGCCGCGGGCGUGGGCAAGAGCGACCUGCUGUGCUUCCUGACGGCGCUCAUGCUGCUGCAGCUGCUGUGGAUGCUGUGGUACGUGGGCCGCAGCUCCGCGCACCGCCGCCUCUUCCGCCUCAAGGACACGCACGCCGGCGCCGGCUGGCUGCGCGGUAGUAUCACAUUGUUUGCAGUCAUUACCAUCGUCCUGGGAUGCCUUAAAAUUGGAUACUUCAUUGGAUUUUCAGAAUGUUUAUCAGCCACUGAAGGAGUUUUCCCUGUCAUGCAUGCAGUGCACACUUUGUUGCAGGUGUAUUUUCUUUGGGGGCAUGCAAAGGAUAUUAUCCAGUCUUUCAAAACACUGGAAAGGUUUGGGGUGAUCCACUCAGUGUUCACCAACCUGCUUCUGUGGGCCAACGGUGUCCUCAAUGAGUCCAAGCACCAACUCAAUGAGCACAAGGAACGGCUCAUCACUCUGGGCUUUGGGAACAUAACAACAGUUUUAGAUGACCACACGCCGCAGUGUAACUGCACACCCCCAACUCUCUGCACUGCCAUCUCCCACGGGAUCUACUACCUCUACCCCUUCAACAUAGAGUAUCAGAUCCUGGCCUCCACAAUGCUCUACGUCCUAUGGAAGAACAUCGGGCGCAAAGUUGACAGCCAUCAGCACCAGAAGAUGCAGUUCAAGUCUGAUGGGGUCAUGGUGGGCACAGUCCUGGGCCUGACUGCGCUGGCCGCCACCAUUGCCGUGGUGGUGGUGUACCUGAUCCAUAUUGGGCGCUCCAAGACCAAGAGCGAGUCGGCGCUCAUCAUGUUCUACCUGUAUGCCAUCACCCUGCUGAUGCUUAUGGGGGCUGCGGGUCUGGCUGGAAUCCGGAUUUACAGGAUAGAGGAGAAAUCACUGGACGAGUCCAAAAAUCCAGCCCGCAAACUGGACUCAGACCUCUUGGUGGGCACCGCCUCGGGCUCCUGGCUUAUCUCCUGGGGCUCAAUCUUGGCCAUCCUCUGUGCCGAGGACCACCCCCGCUACACCUGGUACAACCUGCCCUACUCCAUCCUGGUGAUGGUGGAGAAGUACAUCCAGAACCUCUUCAUCAUCGAAUCCAUUCACCGAGAGCCUGAAAAGCUCUCUGAGGACAUCCGAACGCUUCGCGUGGUCACAGUCUGCAAUGGCAAGCCCGUUGCUUCUUCCUGCCUCAAAAGUGGAGGUGUGGCUGGAGAUGUGGCUCCCCGGGGCAGGGACAUGCCACCAGCAGCCGAAGGAAAUGUGUGCAUGAGAGAAGGCUGUGGCAAGGAGGAGGAGAAGCAGGAGGAGAGCAGCUGGGGAGGGAGCCCAAGCCCAGUCCGCCUUCCCCGUUUCUUACAGGGCAACGCCAAGAGAAAAGUCCUGAGGAAUAUUGCAGCCUUCUUGUUCCUCUGCAAUAUUUCGCUUUGGAUACCUCCUGCCUUUGGCUGUCGACCCGAGUAUGACAACGGAUUGGAGGAGAUUGUCUUUGGCUUUGAACCCUGGAUAAUUGUGGUCAACCUGGCCAUGCCUUUUUCUAUUUUCUACCGAAUGCACGCAGCUGCCUCCCUCUUUGAGGUCUAUUGUAACAUAUAGUCUGGGUCCACAAGAGACAGAGGAGUGAGCUAACAAGGGUUCAUUGGAGCCACCUGGGAGUAGCCAGGUUGGACAAAUAUUGCCUGACAAAUAUGAGAAGGGCCACCUUUUGUCUGCAAAGAUUGUGCUUCCUGUGGGCUGGAACUGUUCAUCACCCCUGAUGAAUGUAAACAAGUUAAAUCAAAAUCCAUGAGGUGGCUGGAAUCUAUCCAAUAUAA
Chlorocebus sabaeus (green monkey) is the source of this 2110-nucleotide messenger RNA. It is a transcript of the gene OTOP1, whose product is annotated as otopetrin 1. Gene Ontology annotation, cellular component: membrane. Gene Ontology annotation, biological process: proton transmembrane transport; inner ear morphogenesis. The record is from RefSeq and is a predicted model, not a curated record. Gene Ontology annotation, molecular function: proton channel activity. NCBI's taxonomy places the organism in Eukaryota, Metazoa, Chordata, Mammalia, Primates, Cercopithecidae.